AUGGCUUCACAAAAACAAGCCUUUGAUCUGUCGAAAUGUGCGCGACCAAAUAUCUUGAAAUUGCACCCCUACCGAUGUGCCAGAGAUGACUACAAAGACGACGGGACAAAUAUCCUACUCGACGCCAAUGAGAAUGCCUACGGACCGGGUCUGUUACUAAAUAGAGAUGGGAAUAUAGAAGGUACCGCGACAACGAGUACUUCGCCGCAGGUUGACUUUUUGGGAUUGAAUCGCUAUCCUGAUCCGCACCAGAUCGAUUUGAAGCAAUUGAUCUGCAACCUCCGAAAUACCAAGGUACACACACAGAAAGACCUGAAACCAGAAAACUUGUUUGUCGGCGUCGGAUCGGACGAGGCAAUUGACGCUUUGCUACGAUGUUUCUGCGUGCCGGGACAAGACAAGAUCCUCACCUGUCCUCCAACAUACGGAAUGUAUGCCGUCAGCGCCGAUGUGAAUGAUGUCGGAAUCGUCAAAGUACCACUCGACGUCAACAACGGGUUUCAACUACAGCCCGACAAAAUCAACGAAGCGCUAUCAGCCGACGACAGGAUAAAGAUUGUGUAUAUUUGUUCACCUGGCAACCCGACAGCGAACUUGAUACGAAAAGAGGAUAUCCAAAAAGUUCUCGAACACCCGACGUGGAACGGUAUCGUUGUCGUGGACGAAGCAUAUAUUGACUUUGCGCCCGAAGGGUCGAGUCUGGCGGAAUGGGUUAAUGAGUGGCCCAACCUUGUUAUUAUGCAGACGCUCAGUAAGGCCUUUGGUUUGGCCGGUAUCAGAUUGGGGACUGCGUUCUCGAGCCCCGAGAUUGCGGUGUUGCUAAAUAGUAUGAAGGCGCCUUAUAACAUCUCCAGUCCAACGAGCGCAAUUGCCCAAGCAGCGUUUACACCAGCCAAUCUUGCUGUUAUGCGGAAGAAUUGUGCGAAGAUUAUUGAACAGCGUGAUCGGAUGUUGCGAGAAAUGCCCAAGAUCCCUGGAGUUGGACGAUUCCUCGGUGGUCAGGCGUCGAAUUUCCUGCUUGUUGAGAUGCUUAACAAGGAUGGAAAACCUGAUAACGUUGUUGCGCUGGCAACGUAUGAAGCCAUGGCUGAGAAAAAAGGGGUCGUGGUACGUUUUCGGGGUAAGGAGUACGGAUGUGAGGGUUGCUUGAGGAUAACAGUGGGCACGGAAGAGGAGGUAACUCGAUUCCUGAAGGAGUUGCGGGUUGUCCUUGAGAAUUUGCACUCGAAUACACCGAUACAGUCGUCGAAGGAGGAGCAAGAAAAGGAAAUUGAGGCUAACGAGGUCGUUGCAUGA
This is a messenger RNA of Talaromyces stipitatus ATCC 10500, 1296 nucleotides long. RefSeq names its product histidinol-phosphate aminotransferase. The record is from RefSeq and is a predicted model, not a curated record. The coding region runs from base 1 to 1296 and encodes 431 amino acids. Gene Ontology annotation, biological process: L-histidine biosynthetic process. The transcript has 3 exons. Gene Ontology annotation, molecular function: pyridoxal phosphate binding; L-histidinol-phosphate:2-oxoglutarate transaminase activity. NCBI's taxonomy places the organism in Eukaryota, Fungi, Ascomycota, Eurotiomycetes, Eurotiales, Trichocomaceae.